This is a messenger RNA of Caenorhabditis bovis, 2790 nucleotides long. The record is from the annotation of a GenBank genome assembly. Lineage: Eukaryota; Metazoa; Nematoda; Chromadorea; Rhabditida; Rhabditidae.
AUGCGACCGUCUAGCGAGUUAUUAGAAAAUUUUUCCAAAUUAUCAGAGCUUGAUGCAAAUGCCAGGAGAACUGGGAUAAAAGCAAUUAUCGCAUUGCAAUCGCAACUUCUCGAGGACGAAAUUAAUAGUUACUGUUUGGAUAGGCUUAUUGGAGGAUUAGCGUCGCCAAGAGCGGCUUCUCGUAUUGGGUUUUCCACAGCUCUCAUGUGCCUCAUCACCACAGACGUCGGCAAAACGUGGAAUUUCGACAAACUGCAGAAAGUGGCUGACAAGAAGCUCGACUUAAACGAUAAAUCGUUGGCUAGCGCUCAUGCAAUUGGCCAUUUAUUCGUUCUAGUGGCCGUUGCGCAAACUAAAAAAUAUUCGGAAGCGGACAUUCCGAAAUUUUUCGAGAAAAUCAAAAAUGUCAAAGAAGUCUGCCCAUCUUUAACAUUUUCUCUAUACAAAUUGCUGGCGGAUUUCGUUCUCGGUCUCACCGAAGCACAAUAUCAAAAGUACGCGAUUCCAGCGUUAGAAUAUCACUUGGAGCCUCUGAAAAUGGUGUAUGCGCCCGAAACGGUGGCGUUGGCGCUCCUUCUACGCGGAAAAAGUCCGAAAAUGAUUGGAAAAUUCGCGAAAUUCGUCAAAUCCGAUGGAAAAUGCGAGUUUUCGCAAGAUCAACUCGAGAAAUUGUUGUUUGCCAUCAAGAGAUGCGACGCCGUUUCCACACAAACGUUCAUCAAUCUUUUGUUGUCGGCUUGCAAAAAUUCGGCGCAAUUUGAGAAGCUCUACACAGUGGUUUUUGAACCUUGGGCACUGGCCAGUAACGAAACGAAGGUGCUCGAUCGGGUCUCGUCAGUCGUCAAGCAGUAUUUCGAUAAUGGCGGAGAUUUGAACAUGAUUCCUGUGAUAUUCUCCAAAGAAAUAAUAAACCGAAUGGAGAUGGCGACGCGCGGCAAAGGGCAAAUGCGAUUUUUGCGAAAUGCGGUCCACUCAUUCGGCACCUAUAUCGACGCGAAAUUGAAGCAACUCAAUGGGUCCGAGGCGUUGUUGGCGCUCAGAGAGCUGGAGAAGCGCGGCAAUGUCGAUCGCGCGUGCGGCGUCUCGCUGACCAUCACACUUUUGUCGAAUUUCGACACGAAACAGGUGAAACAAUGGAUUGCGGAGGCGAUUGGCCGCGAGGAUGAGCUGCGCAAAAUUGUCGCCGCGUUUCCCGCGUGGUCGGAAUCAUCGCGAAUCGCGGUUUUGACGGCGCUUUUGGCGCAAAAGCCGACAAACACCACGCAAAAUAUUGUGACGAGCAUUAUCAACUCAUUGUUUUAUAUCAAGACGCGAGCUGGCGAGUUUGCGUCGAUUCAAUUGUCGGAGCACAAUGAACAGGUUUUAAGGCAGCUUGUCGUCGCCGCGGCGAAUGAUGAGGAGUAGGUGCUAGCAAUUGCUAAAAAUGAGGAGGAUGUGAAUAAUUCCCAGGUAUUCGUUGAUCUUCUAAUCGGAAUCCUCUCGCGAGAGAAGAAAUUCCACCGAACUCCAGUGGCUUUUGCUUUUGCUCAUGCGCUCUCUACUCUAAAAUCAGAAGAUUUGAUUCAUAUUGUCGAGACGGCCAUGAUGGGAGAGAAGGAAUUGAUCGAUGAUGGGGAAGAUGUUGAAGAUGAGGACGGAAUGCCGUUUGAUGAGAAUGAGGAUGAGGAUGAGAUCAGUGACAGUGAAGACGAGGAGGAGGAGGAAGCUGAUGAGAGUGUUGAUCAGGAAUUGUUGGACAAACUUAAUGAAGCUCUUGGAAGUGCUGCCAGCGAUAAGGAGAUGGAUGAUUUGGAUGAUGAGGAGAUGAUGAGAAUGGACGAGAAGCUCGCCGCGGCGUUUAAGGCGAUGGCGCCGAAGAAGACGAGCAAGCAGAAUGCGAAGAAUGUUGAAGCGCUGAAAAUGAAAAUUGCCGAUAUUCUGUUGAUUGCGAUCUCGUCAAAAGAUGUUAGCGAUUUGAACAAAUUGAAAUUGAUUUUGCCGCACUUGAAAUGGGCGAAAACCGACCUCAAGAAUCAUGAUCGUGUUGCGCAAAAGGCGAUUGAGCUCAUCAAAAUUAUUUUGCACGUCAAGAUGAGUGAUAUCAAUGAAAAGCAAGCGUUAUCGCUUUUCAAAGAAGUCAUUGAGGAGUCGAAGAAUGUUACGCAUCCGAUUCUUUUGGACACGAUUUCAUCGAUUAUUAGCUUCGCGAUUUUCGUUGGCUCGAAAAACAACAAAAUGUAUGAUAGUGUGAAAAUGGAGUUCAUGAAAGUGUUUGAUGGCUAUUUCAAGAGUGUUGAGGGCAAAAUUCCCACCGAGUUCGCGAUUAAGCCAAUUGUUAAUAGGCCGAAAUUAUUCAUUGGCGAGCUGCCGACACUCAUCGAGGCCGCAUUCGAUGAGAAUAAUCGCGUUUUUAAGAGGACGGAAGUUCUUGGAGCGGUAUCGAUUAUCUUAACCAAAGAAAUUGUUGGCGAUGAUUUCUCCGAUAAAUCGAUUGUUAAAAGAAUUGGGAAAUUUUUGGUCAAAUAUUUUUCGCCGGCUAUCGAUGGAGAUUUGGAGGAAGUGAAACCACGCCUUUUUGCGACGACUCUUCGUGUUUUGUUGAAUUUGUCGGCGACACUUUCUGGCAAUGAGAAGCUCGUUGGUGUUUUGCGCGCUGAAAUUGAAGGGAUUAUUAGAAAAAUGUCGGAGGCUGAAAAAUUGAAGAAGCUCAAGAAAAUGAAUCCAGUUUUUCAGCAGAUUAUUGGGCGCGCUUAUCCGAGCGCGAUGAAUCUGAUCCGAAAGAAUCUUGGAAUCGAGAAUGCUAUUGAAUGA